Molecule: messenger RNA, 1614 nt
Organism: Penicillium brevicompactum
Lineage: Eukaryota; Fungi; Ascomycota; Eurotiomycetes; Eurotiales; Aspergillaceae
Product: putative MFS maltose transporter
Exons: 4
Coding region: 1-1614 (537 amino acids)
Biological process (GO): carbohydrate transport; transmembrane transport
Cellular component (GO): membrane
Molecular function (GO): carbohydrate:proton symporter activity
Source: RefSeq, a predicted model, not a curated record
AUGAGCAGUGAACUGUCAGAGAAGCAGACCUCAGCCUUGGAGGUUGAGGCGCAGGCCACCACGGGUGGACCUGUAUACGAUGUCGACGAGAAGGUCGACUACGAUAGACAGGGCGCCAUCGAUGCCGAGGUGCUGGAACACCAAAUGACUGUUAUCGAGGCUGUGAAGGCCUAUCCGGCUGCCAGUUGGUGGGCAUUCGUCAUGUCAUGCACUAUUAUUAUGGAGUCAUACUGUGUUUUCUUGAUGGGACAGUUCAUAGCGACGGCACAAUUCGCCAAAGACUUCGGCGUAAAGAGUGCACAUGCAGAUGAGUGGAUUAUCGAAGCGUCAUGGCAGUCGGCAUUCCAGUGCAGCGGGCCAAUCGGCGCCUUCAUCGGCGUGUUUAUCGCUGGUCCUAUCACCAGUUGGAUCGGAUACCGAUGGGCAACCAUUGGUGGUCUUAUGUUCCUGAACGGCUUUAUCUUCAUUUUCUACUUUGGCAACAGCCAGGGUAUGUUUUUCGCGUCACAAAUCCUGGAAGGCAUUCCAUGGGGCAUCUUUAUCGCCAAUGCACCCGCUUAUUGCGCCGAAAUUGUGCCAAUGAGAUUGAGAGCUCCAGCAACACAGAUGUUGCAGAUGUUCUGGGCGAUCGGGUCAAUCAUUGUCGGUGGUAUCACUUACCAUUAUCAGUCCAAGAGAGACUCGUCAGCGUACAGAGUUCCCAUUGCACUCCAGUGGAUCUUCCCCACUCCUCUCGCUAUCCUGCUUUUCAUCGCUCCUGAAUCGCCCUGGUGGCUCGUACGAAAGGGUCGUCUAGCUGAGGCAGAGAAAGCUGUCAAGCGCCUUGGACGCGCCAGUUCAAAUGAUAAUCCCGCUGCUGCAGUGGCAAUGAUGCGUCGCACCAUUGAUCUUGAGAAGACCGAGAAGAAGCCCAGUCUCAUUGAACUGUGGAAAGGCACUGAUCGCUACCGCACAUUGAUUGUGUGCGGUGUGUACGCAUCUCAGAAUCUGACGGGUAACCUGAUCGCUAACCAAGCUGUUUACUUUUUCAAACAGGCGGGUAUGGUGGAUGACACGGCAUUUGCACUUGGUCUCAUUACUUCGGCCCUACAGUGGCUCAUGGUCAUGCUCUCUUGGGUCCUCACCACAUACCUCGGCCGACGCACCAUCUAUGUGUACGGUCAAUUGAUCAACUGUGCAUUCUUAGUCGCCCUCGGUAUUGCGGCUUCAGUUGGUGACAGUGAUGCGGCUAGCAAUGCGCAAGCAUCACUUGGCUUGAUUGUCUCCGUCCUGUUUUGCCUUGGACCUGCCCCUGCCUCAUGGGUUAUCAUUGGUGAGACGUCUUCUGUGCGUCUCAGGCCACUUACAACUGGUAUCGGACGAGGUGCCUACUACUUGGUCAAUAUUCCUUGCAUCUUCCUUUCCAGCUACAUGCUCAACACUGAUAAGUGGGACUUGGGUGGUAAGAGCGGCUAUAUUUGGGCUGGUACCGCCUUUACCUGCACUGUCAUGUCUUGGAUCUGGAUUCCAGAGAUGAAGCACAGGUCUUUCCGUGAGAUUGACAUUCUGUUCAAGCGUCGCGUUCAGGCCCGGAAAUGGGAGAAAACUGUUGUCGAUAUCCGCGACGAUGAGUAG